Corvus hawaiiensis (hawaiian crow) is the source of this 691-nucleotide messenger RNA. RefSeq names its product potassium voltage-gated channel subfamily E regulatory subunit 5 (gene KCNE5). The annotation marks the transcript as partial. The transcript has a single exon. Gene Ontology annotation, cellular component: membrane. Lineage: Eukaryota; Metazoa; Chordata; Aves; Passeriformes; Corvidae. Gene Ontology annotation, molecular function: voltage-gated potassium channel activity involved in ventricular cardiac muscle cell action potential repolarization; transmembrane transporter binding; delayed rectifier potassium channel activity. Gene Ontology annotation, biological process: potassium ion export across plasma membrane; membrane repolarization during action potential; regulation of heart rate by cardiac conduction. The record is from RefSeq and is a predicted model, not a curated record.
UGUCGCAUCUCUCAUUCAAGAAGCCUGACAAGCGAUGUCAGGUCGCACCGCUCUGAGCGCCGUGGAGGUUCUCCUCAGCUCUUGUCCGCUCCCUGGCAGCGGGAGCCUCGGCGCUGUCGGGGCUGUGCCCGGGGGGCUCCGCCGCGCGGUGCCGGUGCCACCGUGAAGCGCAGCGGGGCGCGGCGGCUGCCGGCGCUGCUCGGGGCGGUGCUGCGGGAGCUGCGGCGCGCCGGCAACACCAGCGCGGGGGCGGGCGGCUCGCUCUACAUCCUGCUCAUCAUCAUCUUCUGCGGCUGCCGGGCCGGGGCGCUCAUCCCGGCGGAGACCCGCUCGCGGAAGCUGGAGUCCAAGCACGACCCGUCCCACCUGUACACGGAGCGGGACUGCGGCCCCGGCGGCCCGGCACAGGCGGCCGAGCAGGGCGGCCCCGCCGAGGGGCAGCGCCGGGGAGCGCGGCGGGAGCGGCGGCCGGCGCUCGGCAACAGGAAGGGUCCGUCCGGCUGCGGCAGCGCUUCUGCUGCCCUCCCACCUGGGGACUGCGGACAGCGAGCGACUGCGGUGGAUGAGAAAUUGUUCUGUUCUUGUACAGUGGCUUGUACGGCGCUCAAGACUUGUCAGGCGGUGAGAGCUAUUCUUCAACUCUUUGGAUCCAUUUGUAUUGCUCUUCUACAAUAAAUACCUGCAUUACGUA